CAUGUCUCAAUAAUAGCAGAAUUUAUCAAGUUUUUUAGAACACAAUUUGGAUCCCAUAACAAGUAGAUAUAUAAUGGGAAAGUACUUAAUGAUGGAUGGAGGUGAGUAAUCUCUAGAUUUGAGGCAUAUGUGUGAUAAUGUAAAAUUGGAAAUGCAAUUAAUUGAAAAGGAAGCAGCAUAUGACUAUUUAAAAGUAUCUAUUUGAAAAUACAAAAGGUUGAAAAAGAGAUGUAUGAGUUGGAUGGUGAAAUAGAGAAGAGCGAUGCUAUUCUAGGAGAGUUAGAGAAUGUUUUACUUAAUUUCAAGGAUUAUUUGAAUGAUAUUAAAUCAGAAAUGACAUAAUUGCAAGAGAGAAGUGUUAAGAUGAAUACUUCAUUGACAAACAGAAAAGCAUUAUCGUAGAUAUUAUCUAGUUUUGUUGAUUAAGCUGUAUUGGAUCCUUCUUUAAUUGAUAAUAUAUGCAGUAAAGAGAUUAAUGAUUAAUAUGUGGAAUACAUCAGAAUAUUAUGCUCAAAAUUAGAAUACUUGAAAAACACUGAGUUAACCGAUGCAAAUGCAGUCAAGAAUCUAGGGCCAGAACUAAUUAAGUUAAAAAAUACGGCUUGUAAAAGAGUAAGAGAAUUUAUGAUAGAUAAAUUAAAUCAAUUAAAGAAACCAAAAAUAAACAUUCAAUAAUAUUAAAUUUAGGAAUUGGUUAAGUACAAGAUAUUCACAGAAUUCAUGAAGGAUCAUUAUUUAGAUAUUUAUGUGGAGUUAUGUAAUCUAUAUACAGAUGCUAUGAGUAAAUUGUACUUGAGCAAUAUGAAAGUCUACGUUGCAGAAAUACAUAAAUUAACAAUUGAUGUUUAUUUACGCAAUGAUCUAAUUGUACCUGAUAGUCAAUAGAAUUAUAGACCAUAGUUGAAUUUAAGAAAUGUAGUAGGAUUAACUAUUGAAAAUAGAUCCAUAUUUCAGUUGAUGAAUCGUGAUUAAAUACUAUAAUUCAUGGAUGAGGAACCUUUAUUACAUACUCAAUUGAAUCAGAAAAAUUAAAAAAUCCUAAUUGAAUAAUACUUUAAAACAAUCAAUAAGGUUUUGAUUGAUACUGUAUUACAUGAAGACAGAUUUAGUUAGGACUUCUUUAGUUUGAAACCUGAUUAAAACAGACUUAUUUUUAGUGGGGUGUUUAAGAAUACUAUUCAAUUUGUAUUGGAUCAUUUAAAAUAGACUGUGAGCAUAUUUGAUAUAUAUGCAUUUUUAUUAAUCAUAUUAUUAAAUGAGAGAUUUUAGAAGCAUAUGCACUCUAAGAACUCACAUGUAUUGGAUUUUUACUUUGAAUAAGUGAAUAUGAUAUUGUGGCCAAAGUUUGAGUAAGUGUUUGAUACUCACAUCCAAAGCAUUUAGAGUACUAAUGUGAGAUUGUAUAGAUCAUUGGAAAAGUAUUAUGGAUUUCGUAGUUUUGUAAUGAGAUACAUAGAUCUAACAUUAUCAUUAUAUAAAUUAUAUGCAUAUUUUGAGGAUAACAAAAUGAUUGUGAGCAGAAUUAAUCAAUUGAGAUUAAGAUAUUUUGAUUUAAUAAAGAGAACUGGAGCAGAAUUUGAGAUUGAAGUCGAUAGAAUAACAUAUACCUUAUCAGUCUAUGAAAUGAUUGUUACAGCAUACAAUACAGCCUAAAUGACCACAUACAAAAAGGAAUUUUCAGAAGAGACUUUGUUCUUGGAGAAAGAGACAAACAAGUUUAGUGAGAAGUUAAUUGAAAUCUACUUGAAGGAGUUGUUUGGGAAUCUUGUGGAUUUCAUAUAGAAAUAUGCAAAGGAGGAAAGUGAAUUGGAACUGAACCUCUAUGAUAAUAAAUAGUAAUCAGAAAUUAGGGUUGUUGAAAAAGUAUAGAAUCUUAAUUAAGUGGAUAAUAAGAAAUUGAUAGAAAAUAUAAGUUAAGUAUAAUGAUCAUUAUAUAAAUCAAUAGGAUGUGAAUCUAUCCUGGAACAAGAGAGUUGAUGUCUUCAGAUUAGAAUGCGAAAAACAUUUCUAAGGUACUAAUUUAAUGAAGAGUUUGUUAAAGAAGUUCCUGUAAACUUUUAUGGCUUAUUAUAAUGCAUUUUAUAAAUAUGCCAAAGCUAAUCAUCCUAUGUAUGUGGCCAAUUUGACUCAAGUAACAACAAUUAUGAAAGAAAUUAAAGCAAUUCAAACAAAAUAUAAUAUGUGAAUUUAUUGAUAAAUAUCCGG
This is a messenger RNA of Paramecium octaurelia, 2205 nucleotides long. NCBI's taxonomy places the organism in Eukaryota, Ciliophora, Oligohymenophorea, Peniculida, Parameciidae. The record is from the annotation of a GenBank genome assembly.